AUGACAGUAGAAUCAUUAAAAAGAAAGAAAAGUAAUACAAAAGUGAAGAGAACAGCAUUAGACAACAAGAUGUUAGCUUUUGCUGUUGAGGAUCUUUUAACCUAUGGAUCAUCUGGAUACAGAUAUGCUAGACAGUUCAUAGAAACUGGUGACAUUAGAGUUGUACAAUUCAAAAAGUUAGUUGGUGUAUCAAAAAGUAGCAUUGACAUUAUUCUAGAUGAAUACCUUGUUCAUAAUCCGUUGACCCAUCCAAACUCCACUAAAUUCCUACGACCAUUGGAUAGGAUAAUAAUCACAAUGUUUCAUAUGAGACAUUAUACAUCUGAUAUAUUUACAGGAUUUUUAUUUAGGAUCUCAAGAACAGCAGUUAAUAGAGUUAAAAUGGCCAUGAUUGAAUAUUUAUUCAGUAGACAAAGAAAAAGCAACAUUCUUGGUAGAAGCAAAGUAUUCAAAUGUCUUUCUGAAAUGUUUAGAUACUCAGGUAGAUUGAAUGAAGAUCAAACAUGUAAUCUAAAUGACCACUAUUGGAGAGCUGUUGUCUAUGUUUAUUUCGAUAUAGAAAGAACUUGUGAAAGAAGAUUUCAAGCGGAUAUUCCACCAGAUGAUCUAUUAGAUUUACAUUAA
Messenger RNA from Heterostelium album PN500, 624 nucleotides. RefSeq lists its product as uncharacterized. NCBI's taxonomy places the organism in Eukaryota, Evosea, Eumycetozoa, Acytosteliales, Acytosteliaceae. The transcript has 5 exons. Bases 1 to 624 code for a protein of 207 amino acids. The record is from RefSeq and is a predicted model, not a curated record.